Molecule: messenger RNA, 1989 nt
Organism: Gastrolobium bilobum
Lineage: Eukaryota; Viridiplantae; Streptophyta; Magnoliopsida; Fabales; Fabaceae
Exons: 7
Coding region: 148-1707 (519 amino acids)
Source: RefSeq, a predicted model, not a curated record
ACCAUCCUGAAUAAUUUUCCCCAAUUACCACCAUCACACUCUCAGCGUCUCCGUCUUCGUCGUCCCAAUCCUAAUUCAUCACUCCCAGAAAUCCCUAACCCCUAAAUGGACAUAAUUCCCUGAAAAUCCACUCCCAAUUUCAAAUCCAUGUCUCCGUUUCCUCUUCUCGUGCUCUGGUUUCUAGGUUUAUCGUUGUCUGGCCACGCUCUCAAGGUUCCCUUCAGAGUCAACGAUGUGCUCCCCGUUCUGCCGCACGGGAUAUCGUGGCCGGUUCUCAACAAUUUCCACAGCGCCGUCGAUUUGCUCCCUUCUUUUGUUGGGUCGGUGAGUCCCAGCAAUGGCUCUAUUCAGUGGAAAGGUGCUUGCUUUUAUGAUAAUGAAGCCAAGCUUGAGUUCACCGCCGGUGACAGCGAAGGUUCGGGUUUGGGUGGUGCCGUUCUCUAUCUCAAGACAGCGGAUGCACACAGCUGGACCUGCAUGGAUCUUUAUGUUUUUGCAACUCCGUACAGGAUUACAUGGGACUACUACUUCUCUGCUCGAGAACACACCUUGAAGUUUGAUUCGUGGGAAGAGCCUGCAGAGUUGGAAUAUGUAAAGCAGCAUGGGGUUUCUGUGUUUCUCAUGCCAUCGGGGAUGCUAGGAACGUUGCUUUCUUUAAUCGAUGUUUUGCCUCUAUUCGCUAAUACUGGAUGGGGUCAGAAUGCCAAUUUAGAGUUCCUAAAGAAACACAUGGGAGCUACAUUUGAGAAACGCAGUCAGCCUUGGCAUGCAACUAUUGACCCUGCAGAUGUUCAUUCUGGAGAUUUUUUAGCUGUAUCAAAGAUCCGUGGUAGAUGGGGAGGUUUUGAGACACUAGAAAAGUGGGUAUCUGGUGCAUUUGCUGGUCAUACAGCAGUUUGCUUGAAGGAUGAAAUGGGCAAUUUAUGGGUUGGGGAAUCUGGGCAUGAGAAUGAAAAGGGUGAAGAAAUAAUAGUGGUAAUUCCAUGGCAUGAAUGGUGGGAAUUGGCUCUUAAAGAUAGUUCCAACCCACAGAUAGCCUUGCUUCCUCUGCAUCCUGAGUUGCGUGCAAAAUUCAACAACACUGCAGCAUGGGAGUAUGCUCGGAGCAUGUCUGGCAAGCCAUAUGGUUAUCACAAUAUGAUAUUCAGUUGGAUCGACACAGUAACUGACAACUAUCCUCCACCUCUUGAUGCUCACUUGGUAAUUUCUGUCAUGUCUAUGUGGACAAGAAUGCAGCCAGCUUAUGCUGCAAACAUGUGGAAUGAAGCGCUAAAUAAGCGGUUAGGGACUGAGGGUUUGGAUUUGCAUGACAUUCUAGUUGAGACUGAGAAGCGUGGGAUAGCUUUUGAUCAAUUACUUACCAUUCCAGAACAAGAUGAAUGGGUAUACAGUGAUGGGAAAUCAACAACAUGUGUUGCCUUUAUUCUUUCUAUGUAUAAAGAGGCUGGAAUUUUCGGUCCCAUUUCUAGCUCCAUUCAAGUAACUGAAUUCACUAUUCGUGAUGCAUACAUGCUUAGGAUUUUUGAGGAUAAUCAAACACGCCUACCUAGAUGGUGCAACAAUGAGAAUGACCGGCUUCCAUUCUGCCAGAUUCUUGGUGAAUAUAGGAUGGAAUUGCCUGGCUAUAACACUUUGGACCCAUAUGCCAGUAUGAACGAGCACUGUCCUUCCCUUCCUCCAACUUAUGAUAGGCCCUCGCAAUGUUAGAUCCAUCUCUUCGUCAUUUCUGUUUUUUGGAUUUGCCUGUUAUCUGUAACUUUUAAGGUAUCUAAUAGUUUACUAUUGUGGAAUUGUCUAUAAACCGCGGGAGAAAGUGCAGUGUGUAACUUCACUUUUUCCUUAUAAGUCGCGACUUGGAGCAUUGUAUAUAAGAAUUUAUAUGGGUGGGGCAUGGUGUGAUAUUGUAAACUUCAAUCAACUGUUGGAUGAUAAUUACCUAUGUUUCGUGAUGAACCCUAAUAUGUUUUCCUAUCUCAAUUUGUCUGAAAA